Messenger RNA from Tilletiopsis washingtonensis, 1017 nucleotides. Its product is annotated as Pkinase-domain-containing protein. Gene Ontology annotation, cellular component: nucleus; cyclin/CDK positive transcription elongation factor complex. The transcript is spliced from 5 exons. Gene Ontology annotation, biological process: positive regulation of transcription elongation by RNA polymerase II; transcription elongation by RNA polymerase II; protein phosphorylation. NCBI's taxonomy places the organism in Eukaryota, Fungi, Basidiomycota, Exobasidiomycetes, Entylomatales. Bases 1 to 1017 code for a protein of 338 amino acids. Gene Ontology annotation, molecular function: RNA polymerase II CTD heptapeptide repeat kinase activity; ATP binding; cyclin-dependent protein serine/threonine kinase activity. The record is from RefSeq and is a predicted model, not a curated record.
AUGCCGCGCGCCGCGCCUGGCGAGGGCUACGAGCGCAUCGCGCAGGUCGGCGAGGGCACGUACGGGCAGGUGUUCAAGGCGCGCGCCGAGAAGAGCGGCGCCCUCGUGGCGCUCAAGAAGAUCCGCAUGGAGGCGGAGAAGGACGGCUUUCCCGUCACGGCGAUGCGCGAGAUCAAGCUGCUGCAGGGCCUGAGACACGAGAAUGUGGUGCGCCUGUGGGAGAUGAUGGUGUCGAAGAACUCGGUCUAUAUGGUCUUCGAGUACAUGGAGCACGAUCUCAACGGCGUGCUGGCGCAUCCCAGCAUCACCUUCACACCUGCGCAUCUCAAGUCGCUCUCAGCACAGCUCUUCUCGGGCCUGGCCUACCUGCACCGCCGCUCAGUGCUGCACCGCGAUCUCAAGGGCAGCAACAUCCUGCUCUCCAACGCCGGCGUGCUCAAGCUCGCCGAUUUUGGCCUGGCGCGCAUGUAUGCCAAACGCCGCAAGGGCGACUAUACGAACCGCGUCGUCACCCUGUGGUACAAGCCUCUCGAGCUGCUCUUUGGCGCGACGCAGUACGGGCCGGAGGUCGACAUGUGGGGCGCCGGAUGCAUCUUCCUCGAGCUGUUCACGCGCCGUCCGGCCUUCCAGGGCAACGACGAGAUCCACCAAGUGGCAGUGAUCUACGAUGUGCUGGGCCCGCUCGUUCCCGCCGACGAAUGGCCCGACGCGGAGAAGCUGCCAUGGUACGACCUCGUGAGGCCCGCUGCAGCAUCCGACGGAUUGGCUGCGCAGACUGCAGAGGAGCGCUUCAAGCUCGCUUUCGAGAAGUCCAUGCCGCCCGCAGCGCUGGCCGUUGCGUUUGCGCUGCUGCGCUUCGAUCCCGCUCGCCGAGCAUCGGCAGCCGAGGCGCUGCAGAUGCCGUACUUCACCACUGAGCGGCCCCGCGCUCAACGACCUGCAGGCCUGCUCGCGAGUGUCGAAGGCGAGUGGCACGAGUUCGAGAGCCGGCGCGCCGCGCGCAAGGCGCGGCCAUAG